Molecule: messenger RNA, 1226 nt
Organism: Ixodes scapularis (black-legged tick)
Lineage: Eukaryota; Metazoa; Arthropoda; Arachnida; Ixodida; Ixodidae
Product: inactive pancreatic lipase-related protein 1-like
Exons: 5
Coding region: 1-1152 (383 amino acids)
Biological process (GO): lipid metabolic process
Molecular function (GO): lipase activity
Source: RefSeq, a predicted model, not a curated record
AUGAAGCUACAACUGAAGAGUGCAUUCACGCUAAAUAGAGCAGUUCUUCUCGCGAAGCAAACUGAAAUAGUCGGAAAACAACAGCAGGCCCUCAGACAAGAGGAUGCCACGCAACCUCAUCCGGUUCAAGUCGAUCACGUCAAGAUAUUCAAGAGGCACACCGCACUUGUGAUUGGGGGUCUAUUCGGUGGUUCUGAUGCCAAGUGUUAUGACACAGUCGGAUGCUUUAGAAAAGGCGACAACCUGACUCUUCCCACUGGCGUCCCAAGCUCUCCAGAGAGUGUCGGCACAAAAUUCAGACUUUAUUCUAAGCAACACAUUGACCAAGCAGUCGAAAUUUCUGAAUCUUCGCCUAGAGAAACAUUAGAGAAAGAAUUCGGCACCAAGAAGAGCCUGGUGUUGAUAGUGCACGGUUUUGGACAAGGGGGACACAGCACGAUGCCCAUUGAGAUGAAAAAUGCAUUUCUCAAAAAGAAAGAUUGCAACUUCGUCGUUGUACUGUGGACCGAAGGUGCAAAGAAACCUUUGUACAAUAUCGCUGCAGCAAACACGGCCCUUGUUGGAAGGCAGAUUGCGUUGCUUCUUAAGAAGCUAACCGAGGAAUUUCCACAGACUGUUUUAAGUUCAGAAGUUUACUUGAUUGGCUUCAGUCUUGGUGCCCAUGUCGCCGGAUUUUGUGGAAGGACUUUUACUUUAAUAACAAAUAAAACUAUAGGAAGAAUUACUGGACUCGAUCCAGCCAACGCCUUGUUCACAAACUCGGGUGUGCGGUUGAGAGCCAGUGACGCAGAUUUUGUAGACGUCAUUCACACCAACAGGGGAAAAGCCUCCAGUGGAAAAAUGGGGAUUGAUAAGCCAUGCGGUCACGUCGACUUCUAUCCGAAUGGUGGAUCAAGACAGCCGGGGUGCAGCUGGUUCAGCAUUGGCUGCAGCCACAGGAGAUCGGCGGAGUAUUUCGUAGAAUCCCUGACGGACGAACCUUGCAAGUUUGUGUCUUAUUCCUGCACCAAUGGGCUGCAGGACAGCGUGGACGCGUGUAAUAAAAACCAAAGUGACAAAUCUGAAAUGGGAUACAACAGCAAGGACGCACUAGGACGGGACGCGCAGAUGCUGCCAACAAAUGGAAGACCCCCGUAUUGCAAGGUGUGGUAACGAGAGUUCAUUGAAAUUUACACCCAAUCAAUGUCAGAUCAAAUAUUGGACCAAAUAAAAACAACGAAACUGUA